Molecule: messenger RNA, 2177 nt
Organism: Rhinolophus ferrumequinum (greater horseshoe bat)
Lineage: Eukaryota; Metazoa; Chordata; Mammalia; Chiroptera; Rhinolophidae
Gene: PLS1
Product: plastin 1
Exons: 16
Coding region: 239-2131 (630 amino acids)
Biological process (GO): actin filament network formation; actin filament bundle assembly
Cellular component (GO): actin filament; actin filament bundle; cytoplasm
Molecular function (GO): calcium ion binding; actin filament binding
Source: RefSeq, a predicted model, not a curated record
UCCCACUCACCCGCAGAACCCAGGCUCUUGGACUCGGGUCCUUUCCCUUGGGAGCCGAAGCCAAAACCCGGCCAGUGGAUUCAGAGUUUGCUGGCCCGGGUGCCGGCGGAGCAUGCGUAGUGGCGUGAGCGCAGCACAUAGGCAGGCACGGUGAGGUAGCCGCAGAGCGGACUUGCUGGCGCUGGCAGGACAGUCUCGGCAGAUAUAAAGACCCAAAGGUAGUCUUUCCUGUUCAAAGAUGGAAAACAGCACCACAACCAUUUCGCGAGAGGAGCUGGAGGAACUACAAGAAGCGUUUAAUAAAAUCGAUAUUGACAACAGUGGAUAUGUCAGUGACUACGAGCUUCAGGACCUGUUCAAGGAAGCGAGCCUUCCCCUGCCUGGCUAUAAAGUACGCGAGAUCGUGGAGAAAAUUCUAGCCGUUGCUGACAACAACAAAGAUGGCAAAAUCAGUUUUGAAGAAUUUGUGUCACUAAUGCAAGAGUUAAAAAGCAAAGACGUCAGCAAAACGUUCCGAAAAAUAAUUAACAAGAGGGAAGGGAUUACUGCUAUUGGAGGCACUUCAUCCAUUUCCAGUGAGGGAACCCAGCAUUCUUAUUCAGAGGAAGAAAAGGUGGCCUUUGUUAACUGGAUAAACAAAGCCCUGGAGAAUGACCCUGACUGCCAGCAUCUCAUACCCAUGAACCCCAGCGAUGGCAGCCUUUUCAAAUCACUUGCGGAUGGCAUCCUUCUCUGCAAAAUGAUCAACUUAUCUGAACCAGAUACAAUUGACGAAAGAGCCAUUAAUAAGAAGAAGCUCACCCCUUUCACUGUUUCCGAAAAUUUAAACCUGGCCUUGAAUUCUGCCUCAGCCAUUGGUUGUACAGUGGUCAACAUUGGUGCACAGGAUCUGAAAGAAGGGAAACCUCACUUGGUGUUGGGACUUCUCUGGCAGAUCAUCAAAGUUGGUCUUUUUGCUGAUAUUGAGAUUUCCCGGAAUGAAGCUCUGAUUGCGUUGCUGCAUGAAGGUGAGGAACUAGAAGAGCUGAUGAAGCUUUCUCCAGAGGAGCUGCUGCUGCGAUGGGUGAACUACCACCUGACCAACGCAGGAUGGCAUCCCAUCAACAACUUCAGCCAAGACAUUAAGGAUUCAAGAGCUUAUUUUCAUCUGCUUAAUCAAAUUGCACCUAAAGGAGACCGGGAUGAUGGACCUGCCAUUGCCAUUGACCUUUCAGGAUUUAAUGAGAAAAAUGACCUGAAGCGUGCUGGACUCAUGCUUCAAGAAGCAGAUAAACUAGGCUGCAGGCAGUUUGUUACUCCUGCAGACGUGGUUUCGGGCAAUCCCAAACUUAAUUUAGCUUUUGUAGCUAAUCUGUUUAACACAUACCCAUGCCUACACAAGCCUGACAAUAACGACAUCGAUAUGAAUUUAUUGGAAGGAGAGAGCAAGGAAGAGAGGACAUUUCGGAACUGGAUGAAUUCCUUGGGGGUCAACCCAUACAUUAAUCAUUUGUACAGUGAUCUCGCAGAUGCUUUGGUGAUCUUCCAGCUCUAUGAAAUGAUCCGUGUGCCUGUCAACUGGAGCCACGUCAACAAACCUCCUUAUCCUGCUCUUGGAGGGAACAUGAAGAAGAUUGAAAACUGUAACUAUGCAGUAGAAUUGGGGAAGAAUGACGCCAAAUUUUCCUUGGUUGGCAUUGCUGGGCAGGACCUAAAUGAAGGGAAUUCAACGCUUACUCUGGCAUUGGUGUGGCAGCUGAUGAGAAGGUACACACUGAAUGUGUUAUCAGAUCUUGGAGAAGGUGAAAAAGUAAAUGAUGAAAUUAUUAUUAAAUGGGUCAAUCAGACUCUUAAAAGUGCAAACAAAAACACUUCUAUUUCCAGCUUCAAGGACAAAUCUAUUAGCACUAGUUUACCUGUCCUAGAUUUAAUAGAUGCCAUUGCACCUAAUGCAGUUCGUCAAGAAAUGAUCAAGAGAGAAGAGUUUUCUGAUGAGGACAAGCUGAACAAUGCUAAAUAUGCCAUUUCAGUUGCUCGAAAGAUUGGUGCCCGGAUAUAUGCCUUACCUGAUGACCUCGUAGAAGUGAAACCAAAGAUGGUUAUGACGGUGUUUGCAUGCUUGAUGGGAAAAGGACUGAACAGAUUAAAAUAAACAUUUAAUAUAAUUUUUCUGCCACAUUAAACACAGUGAAUGCCUC